AUGGCACACAAUAGCUCUGCACACCACCUUCACAAUGUCGGCAACUGGAUGCCAGCAGAUCACAAAGCGCACAAAAAAUGGCUCGGCGAUGUAAUCAAAACAGUCAACGACACACAAAAACCACUCCACCCAGUCCUCCAAGAAUUCCAACAUCUCAUCGAAUCCAACACCCGCAUAUACAUGCUCAUAACAUCCAUGUUCGACGAAGUCCCCCACCAAAAUCGAUACGGCCACGACCCAACCGGAAACCCAGAGAUCCGCGACUACCACCACUUCCUCCGUGUCCUUAACCACCUGAUCACUAGCGCGCCUUCAUGGACCGAUAAGUCGCACCGGGUCGGUUUAGUCGGAUUGCCCAUCAACGCAGUGCUCGACUGGCCUAUGGGUACACCUAGCGGAUAUGCGGCAUUCCUGGAUCCGGAUAUCAACAAGAUGCUCAAGAAGAUCUUGAACGUCUGGGGUGAGUUCCUGGCCUCGCCUGCUUCGGCAGAUGUGCUGAAUGAUUCCUCGGAGGGAUGGUUUGGGGAGACGGGACGUCGGGAUCUGACGGCUAUCGCGAAGAUUGGACGUACGGCUGCUACGAAUCUACAGUUCCAUGACUUGUUUGAGUGUGAUCCUUCGAAGCCGAAUCAUGGUUUCAAGUCGUGGGACCACUUCUUCACGCGUGUGUUCAGGGAGGGAAUACGGCCUGUUGCGGAGCCGGAUAACGGAAAGGUCAUCGCUAAUGCCUGCGAGUCAAGACCAUAUCGAUUGGCCCGUCAUGUUAAUGCUCGUGACCAGUUCUGGAUUAAGAGUCAGCCUUAUUCGGUGUUGGAUAUGCUGGCGCGUGAUCCCCUUGCGGAGCAGUUUGUUGGUGGGACUGUUUACCAGGCUUUCCUCAAUGCUUUGAGCUAUCACCGGUGGCAUUCGCCGGUCCGUGGGAAGGUUGUGAAGGCUUAUGUCGUUGACGGGACAUAUUAUUCAGAGCCUCUUUUCGAAGGAGUUGGAAAUCCAGACGCCACGAAACAGGAGAUUGAUAUGGCAGGCCAAGUUACUUCACAGGGGUAUAUUACCUCAACUGCUACGCGUGCACUCAUUUUCAUCGAAGCGGAUGAGCCGGCCAUUGGGCUGAUGGCGUUUAUUGGAGUUGGUAUGGCGGAGGUCUCGACCUGUGAUAUCACCGUCAAGGAGGGUGAUCGAGUGGAGAAGGGUGAUGAGAUCGGUAUGUUCCAUUUCGGUGGCUCGACACAUUGUCUCCUUUUCCGGAAUGGUGUCAAUGUGUCGGGAUUCCCAGAGCAGGGAAUGGAGGAGAACGUGCCUGUUCGAAGCCAGCUCGCCGUUGUGUCCUGA
Molecule: messenger RNA, 1329 nt
Organism: Penicillium bovifimosum
Lineage: Eukaryota; Fungi; Ascomycota; Eurotiomycetes; Eurotiales; Aspergillaceae
Exons: 2
Coding region: 1-1329 (442 amino acids)
Biological process (GO): phosphatidylethanolamine biosynthetic process
Cellular component (GO): mitochondrion
Molecular function (GO): phosphatidylserine decarboxylase activity
Source: RefSeq, a predicted model, not a curated record